AUGUCGAGUGACGAUGAAAGUUCUGCGAAAAUACCUGAAGAUAAUGUGCUCAGUUCAAACUGCAAACAUGUCAAGUCAGACGUAAACGUAGCGUUCGGACCCCAGAACUGGUAUUGGGCUCGCUGUGGCACGCGAUGGAGAUUCGUAAGGUCACAGUUGAGUGACUGGGCAGAUCUGGGCAUUCACGACGCUCACUGGGUGGCGUUCAAGCACGACACCGGUUUCUUGAUCGGAGGCGAGGACGAAGACGGUGAGGUGAAGGUAGUGCACACGUGGAAUAAUGACUUCAUGGUAAGGGCUGAACACGUGGAUUCAUUUAUCGAAUCUCGAGAUGCUUACAUCAAGCUACAUGGUUGGAUAUGGGACCGCGUCAAGUCAGACCCAGAGAAGCUCCGGGACAUAGCAGUCAGCAUUGGACCAAAGGGAAGCUACUUCGCACGUUCCGGAUCAUCGAGCGUCACUCACGCACUGCCCAAGGACUUGCAGACAGCGAUCAAAGAGUCUGAUUCAUCCCCUAUGACUAUCGCACUCGGAAUAAAGGGCUCAUGGAUCGUUCUUUGGGCCGAUGGUACCCGCAGCUGGAACCUCCGCUUUGCAUACCCCAGCCUCGCUUCAGCCGGACACCUGGAAAACAGCUCGAAUAGGACCGUAUUCGCUGCAUUAAACCCCUACAUGGAAGACAGCUACUUUGUCGUUGCCGAGGAUGGCGCAUGCAGCUACAGCACCUCAUUGACAGAUAACGUGGAGGGAAAGCAACUGCAUGAGAUUACAGAUACGUAUAUGCGAAUGCGUGCCAAGCGUGACGGUUCGUCAUUCAAUCACUCUAUGCGACUGAAUGGUGUGCUGAAGCAGGUCAGCAUCACGCCGAAAUCGAGUCCGCAGGAAACCAGAAGUGAAGCUCUGAUGUCAAUGUGGAGGGCUAGAGCUAGGCAAGACUUCGUGAAACAGAAAGAUGUGGCUUUUGUCUGUUCGAUUGCUGGUGGCACUGGCGUGUUGGCCAAAGUGGCAGGUAUGUCGACAAUGAGAGCCGUUGGCCUGGCUACGUCGACAGGUAUUGGGGCUGCGCUUUCGAUGUGGUUCCGUGGCAACUGA
Messenger RNA from Dothidotthia symphoricarpi CBS 119687, 1092 nucleotides. RefSeq lists its product as uncharacterized. Lineage: Eukaryota; Fungi; Ascomycota; Dothideomycetes; Pleosporales; Dothidotthiaceae. The transcript is spliced from 4 exons. The record is from RefSeq and is a predicted model, not a curated record. The coding region runs from base 1 to 1092 and encodes 363 amino acids.